Molecule: messenger RNA, 952 nt
Organism: Dalotia coriaria
Lineage: Eukaryota; Metazoa; Arthropoda; Insecta; Coleoptera; Staphylinidae
Product: protein BCCIP homolog
Cellular component (GO): nucleus
Source: RefSeq, a predicted model, not a curated record
ACUUCACGUGUUUUUACACACACUUGAUUUGUUUCCAACAGAAUUAGUUUGUUUAAAUAAAUGGCAGGACCACCAAAGAAAAAAGCUGUAGUGGUUGAGGAUGGCAGCGGUUCUUCGGCUGGGGAAAGCGAUUCUGAAAGCAUUCAUGGCCAACAGGAGAUUCAAACCGACUUUGAAGGACGAAAUCCAGACAGUCAAGACUUUCAUGGCAUCAAACAACUAUUGCAUCAAUUGUUUCUCAAAGCACACAUUAAUAUCUCAGAAAUGAGUGAUUUGUUGAUUGCACAGGCUGGUGUUGGCAGUGUGCUCAAGCAGAGCAUGGAUGAUGAUGAAGAUGAGGAUGAUGAGGAGGAUUGCACCAUGAGUGAUGCCCUGGAUGUGUUUGGUAUUACUUCAGUUUUAAACUUGACUAAAAACAAGCAAUCAUCUUGUGUUCAAGAAUUCACUGAUCUCCUCAAAGAACUUUCUCUUAAACACGCCGCUAACGACACACAAGCAGAAAUCAUCAAUAUUUUAAAAAGUAAUAAGAAACUAGGCUUGCUAAUCAAUGAAAGAUUUGUAAACAUUCCCGCGAAAAUUUCGGAUCCAUUGCUUUCAUCACUGCUCAGUGAACUGGUCCAUAAAGAAAAAGACAUCAGUUAUGAUUUUGAUUAUUUUAUUAUGAUUUCCAAGUUUCACAAAGAAAAAACCAAUAGUUCUGAGAUAAUAUUUGCUAAUGCAGAGGAGGAGUUGUUUGAAAAGGCAGCAAACUGUUCCUUUGAAUUCUGCGUGCAGAAUGAUAGCGAUUCAACAGUUGCUGGCAAGUGGACAGAGAACGAUGUUGAAUUGGUUCCCUACAGAAAGGUGCUACUUUUUAGUGCCAAUAAACUUGCGAAUAUCAUUCAGCAGGUCAAAGUUUUGGUUAAUUAAUAUGUAAUUUUAAGCAAAUAAAAAAUGUGAUUGUUUGCGCAAA